Molecule: messenger RNA, 3690 nt
Organism: Homalodisca vitripennis (glassy-winged sharpshooter)
Lineage: Eukaryota; Metazoa; Arthropoda; Insecta; Hemiptera; Cicadellidae
Product: dedicator of cytokinesis protein 3-like
Biological process (GO): small GTPase-mediated signal transduction
Cellular component (GO): plasma membrane; cytoplasm
Molecular function (GO): guanyl-nucleotide exchange factor activity; small GTPase binding
Source: RefSeq, a predicted model, not a curated record
AUGAAAGAUGUUGUCUACUGGGUGUCAGAAGCUUGGGAUAACGUUAGGGAGGACACUAUAAGAAGGUCAUGGCGCAAACUUUUCGGAAUUGAAAAGGCAAGCCGCCAAGAGACAGCUGCUCCUGAAAACCAGCCCAAGAUGGCUGAGCCCAUCAGUGCAGAGGACAUCAGUGAAUGGAUCAAUGGAGAUGAGGAUCAGGCCCUAACUGAUGACGUGAUUAUCCAGAUGCUCAACCAACCAGAAGAUGAUGACAAGGAGAAGGGCCAGCGACAAGCAAGAAACGAGAGGAGGAGAGCAGUCGACGCCCGACAAUGGAGUGACGGCGGACAGGAGACAUGCGUCAGCAUAUUGUGCGGGGUUCCGGCUCGGACCCAGCGGCAGGUGAGUAUCCUCAGUCUCCUGGACGACCCCAAGUUCGAGCAUUUCAAACCUGUAAUGGAUGCUUACAUUGAGGGACAUUUUGCUGCUGCUUUAGUGUACAAAGGGCUGCUGACCAGCGUGAAGCACUGUGCCACAUGGGUUAGUGCCACUCAUGACCAAGAGGCCAUCAAGAAGUGUUUCCGCUCACUGGAAUAUAUGUUCAAAUUCAUUAUCGAGUCACGGUUCCUGUUCGCACGAGCCACUGGCAAUCAGUACGAGGACAGCUUCAAGCGCGACUUGCUCAGUGUGUUGACAGCUCUCAACAGCAUGUUGGUCCGCACCUAUGAUGUCAUCAUGGAGACUCAGAUUGCGCUUCUGCACAGUAUUUCGGCUGUGUAUGACCAGCUGACUCGUGUGCUACCCCUAGUUGAGGUGGCCAAACUGGCAUCAGAUAUGUUGGAUAGUCUGCCCAGCCGAGCUUCCGACUUACCCUCACAGCUGACUCAGGCUAAACUGGUGGCCAUACGGAACAUGGUCGCCAGUAAACUAUUCAAAUACGAUGAUGAGUCACGGUAUCUGCUGCUGAAGACAUGCUGCAAGCACCUGAGGAUGCAUCUGGCUCACAGGGAUGAACUACGGCUGUGCUCCGAGAUCCUGACUGAGAUCCUCUCCUACAUUUACCAGCAGCAGAGGCUUGAGCAGGUCAACGGCAAGGUCAACAACAGCCUACACUUGGACCUGGAGAUUUUAUGUCGAGACACUCUGGACAUGUUGAUACAGACUGUACUUAUCAUCAUAGAUCGCUCCCCUCCAGUCCUUGGUGGACUGGUGGCCUGUCUCAUAGGCCUGCUGCAGCUACUGGAUGAAUUCCACUACAAGAAACUGUGGGAAGAGCUGCGUGAGAGGAAACCACUGAAGGACUUCCUGCUGCGGGCGUUCCUUGUUCUGCGGAUGUUGGUGCGACAGGAUGUGUUCCCACCAGACUGGAUGGUCAUGAAGAUGGCAGCCAACCACGUGAUACUGGGCGCUCUCCGAGAGUUAGCUCAGCCGUUGAUACUACGCUUCCUGGACACUAGGUGUCACUUUGACAAUCAGGUUUGGACAGAGUAUUUUAAUUUAGCUGUAGCAUUCCUAACCCAGCCGUCAUUGCAAUUAGAAAAAUUUAGUGAAGUUAAGCGAGGCAAAAUUGUCUCAAAAUAUGGAGACAUGAGGGAGAAGAUGGGGUUCCAAAUACUCUCAGUCUGGUCUAAAUUGGGUGAACAUAAAAUAAACUUCAUCCCUUCAAUGGUAGGACCAUUUCUCGAAGUGACAUUAGUACCUGAACCGGAAUUGAGGAAAGCGACUCUUCAUAUUUUCUUUGAUAUGAUGGACUGUGAACAGAGAGUUCAUGGAAACUUUAAGCAGGUGGAGUCUGAGCUUAUAGAUAAAUUAGAUAUCUUGAUCAGUGAUAAUAAAGGUGAUGAUGAAUACAGACAGUUAUUCAAUACCAUGGAACAUCUAAGUUCUGUAUUGCUCGAGAGGGUACAAAAGGAAGAUCCAGCAUGGAAAGAGAACGGCUCAGCAUUCAUCACAUCGGUGACAAGAUUACUGGAGCGUCUACUGGACUACAGGAGUGUCAUACAGGGCGAUGAAAACAGGGAUAAGCGGAUGUCCUGUACCGUCAAUCUUCUGAACUUCUACAAGAACGAGAUCAAUCGCAAGGAAAUGUACCUACGCUAUGUGUACAAGCUGCAUGCACUGCACGUACCAGCUGACAACUACGCAGAGGCAGGGUUUACACUCAAACUGUAUGCGGACUCACUGCAAUGGAGUGCACGGCCUGUGGUAGCAGACCCUCUGGCCCAUCUUGACCAGCCCGAAUGGCACCGCAAGGAACAGCUGUACCACCAGAUAUUGCAGUACUUCGACAAGGGCAAGUGCUGGGAACAAGGCAUCCCCUUGUGUAAGGAAUUAGCCAAUCUGUACGAGAGGAAGCUGUUUGACUACAAUAAGCUGAGCCACAUACUGCAGACUCAGGCCAAGUUCUGUGACAACAUCCUGACGCUGCUCAGGCCUGAGCCUGAGUACUUCAGGGUGGGCUUCUACGGCCUCAGUUUUCCACUCUUUCUGAGGAACAAAGUGUUUAUCUACAGGGGCUUGGAGUAUGAGAGGAUAGAGGCUUUCACACAGAGACUACUGACUGAGUUCCCAUCUGCACAGAUAAUGGCCAGGAAUAGUCCUCCAUCACACGCUGUGCUGCACUCUGACGUCCAGUAUAUCCAAAUCUGCAAUGUAAAACCGCUUCCUGAUAGUGGCCCCCCUCAGGAUGAACCUCCCCUUGCUUCAGUGCCAUUUAAAGUCGCCCGGUUUUACCAGGUGAACCAGGUGUCCCGGUUCCAGCUGGAUCGUCCUGUGCACAAGCCACCGAUUGACAAAGAGAACGAGUUUAAGAGCUUGUGGCUGGAGAGAACCUUGUUGGAGAUUGGCAGUCCACUGCCAGGUAUCCUGCGAUGGUUUGAGGUAGUACACACGUCUGUGGAGGAAGUGCCACCUGUACAGUUUGCUUGUGAGACAGUGCACAACGCCAACAGUAAGCUUAACCAGCUGGUCGCAACAUACAUUGCAGAUCCCAAGCGGAACGUCAACCCCCUCAGCAUGAGGCUUCAGGGCAUUAUAGAUGCCAACGUGAUGGGUGGAAUUGCCAAAUACCAAGAGGCAUUCUUCACUCCGGAGUUUAUGAGGAGUUGUCCCAACUCUGCUAACCACGUUCAGAGACUGUACUCUCUCAUUAUGGAACAGGUUGAUAUUCUGACCAGUGGUUUGGUGGUCCAUGGACAGUUGGCGCCACCAGAGGUGCAGCCACUUCAUCGGCGACUCCAAGAACGGCUGGACCACCUCAAAGUUAGCAUUAAAAGACCAAUGGACAGCAUUGUGAACACUCCACUCCCUCCAGUGCCAUCUGCUGAUCAGUACUGCAAUACUGUGGGAUACAGUCACUUUAGCGCCCAGGAGGAUGACAUUUACAGCAAGCCUUUGGAACUGAUGGCAGAGACCCUGGAAGGUAGAGACUCCCCGCCACCUGCCAUCCCUCUCAGACCCCGUUCAGGUGGCGCCAGUAAUGGAGAAGUGAGCAGCAAGCGAUCAGGGCUUGGACAUCAGCGUUCCCUCAGUCGAGUACAGUCUCAGCGACUAUCGGACGGAGGGGACAGUGGACAGAUGGAGGAGGCUCCACCACUCCCUCCUCGCACAACUCCAGAUAAAAGGAACAGUGGAGAGGUACCACCUGCUCCCCCGAAAAGACUGGCUUGUCGUAAGGUAAGUGUGGACCAGCAUUAACUUGCACAUAGUGUU